Paramisgurnus dabryanus is the source of this 6707-nucleotide messenger RNA. RefSeq lists its product as uncharacterized. Gene Ontology annotation, biological process: regulation of transcription by RNA polymerase II. Gene Ontology annotation, molecular function: RNA polymerase II cis-regulatory region sequence-specific DNA binding; DNA-binding transcription activator activity, RNA polymerase II-specific. Gene Ontology annotation, cellular component: nucleus. Lineage: Eukaryota; Metazoa; Chordata; Actinopteri; Cypriniformes; Cobitidae. The record is from RefSeq and is a predicted model, not a curated record.
AGAAAGAAAGAAAGAAAGAAAGAGCGCGCGUGUGGUGUAUCCUCAGUGGUUUUCUCUCUUGCGUGUUUCAUUGAGUUACUCAAUUUGAGUGUAAACAGAGUCUUGUCUCUGUGUAUUUAAGUGUUAAGACGAUGCGGGACACUACAGUGUGUGACAGUAAACAGAGCUUACAGGAGGAUCAAACCUCCACAGAGUCUCUGGAUUCUGUCUGUAACGCUGGAGAACAGCAGCAGAUCCUGCAGACCAAACUGAAGAUGUGUUCAGUUAAACUCAUCGACUGCACGAACUUCAUGAUGAAGAUUAAAACUGAACCAACAGAAAUGAAAACUGAACCCACAGAAAUGAAAACUGAACCCACAGAAAUGAAAACUGAACCCAGAGAAGAUCGCACUGAGGAAGAUGAUGAUUUUAUUCCAUCAGAUGUGAAGAGUGAUUCAUGUUUGGAUAUAGAAAUAGCGUCCUCAACAUCAAAAGAGCGACUGACAGCACAAACUCUUUCCUGCAUCACCUGUGGAAAGACAUUCAGCUCACAGAGACUUUUAGAGAGACAUGAGAGAAAACACACAGAACAGAAACUCUUCACCAGAUCUGAGAUCAGCUUUACUACCUUACAAGAGAAGAAACUUCAUUCAGAAGACCACAAAGAGAAGAAGAAGCAGUUUCACUGUGAGCAGUGUGGGACGAUUUGUGUCUGUUCUUCUGAUCUAAAUGUUCACAUGAGGACACACAGUGGUGAAAAGCCUUUCUACUGCACUGAAUGUGGAAAUUCCUUCAAAACCAAACAAUAUCUUAAAAUUCAUCAGAGAAUUCAUACAGGAGAAAAACCUUACGAGUGUCCUCACUGUGAGAAGAGAUUUAGCUGUAAAUAUAAUCUGAAGAGACAUGUGCUUUUACACACCAAUGAGAGACCGUAUCAGUGCAGUGAAUGUGACAAAACCUUUAGGGAUUCAGGUUCAUUAAAAAAACACGAGAAUACUCACUUUAAAGAGAAACUCUAUCAGUGUUCACACUGUGGUAAACGUUUCUGUCAUAAAUAUCAGCUGAUAGUCCAUCAGAGAGUUCACACUGGAGAGAAACCUUACGCCUGCUCGCACUGUGGAAAGAGCUUCACUAGUUCAUCUAAAUUCAGAGUUCAUCAAAGAGUUCAUACUGGAGAGAAACCUUAUCACUGUAGUGUCUGUGGGAAGAGUUUUAGUCAACAAACUACUUUACUAAAUCACAAGAGAAUUCAUACAGGUGAAAAACCUUUCAAAUGCUCUCAGUGUCACAUGACAUUUUCUUAUUCAGGUCAAUUCAAAGUCCAUCAGAGAAUUCACACUGGAGAGAAACCUUACGCCUGCUCUCACUGUCGAAAGAGCUUCAGUAGUUCAUCUAAAUUCAGAGUUCAUCAAAGAGUUCAUACUGGAGAGAAACCUCAUCACUGUAAUGUUUGUGGGAAGAGUUUUAGUCAACAAACUACAUUACUAUGUCACAAGAGACUUCAUACAGGUGAAAAACCUUACAAAUGCUCUCAGUGUGACAAGACGUUUGCUCAGUCAAGUUCCUUAAAAUACCAUGAGAGAGUUCACACUGGAGAGAAACCUUAUAACUGUAGUGUCUGUGGGAAGAGUUUUAGUCAACAGUCAAACGUACUAAAGCACCAAAGAGUUCAUACAGGUGAUAAACCUUUCAAAUGUUCUCAGUGUAACAAGAUGUUUGCUUAUUCAGGUCAGUUACAAGCCCAUCAGAGAGUUCAUACUGGAGAGAAACCUUAUCACUGUAGUGUCUGUGGGAAGAGUUUUAGUCAACGGUCUUCAUUACUAAAGCACAAGAGGAUUCAUAAAUGCAAUCCACCGUGCCAUUUGCCGUUGCCAGUUAUAGGUCUCAUCACUGUAGUGUCUAUAGGUCAAACAAGAAGCCAUAUCUAAACAUGACUCAAAAGUGCAUGCGUUUUCUCUGGGCCUAGGCUUAUUUAAAAUGGACUUUGGCAAAGUGGAAAACUGUUCUGUGGUCAGACGAAUCAAAAUUUGAAGUUCUUUUUGGAAAACUGGGACGCAAUUUCGUCUGGACUAAAGAGGACAAGGACAUCCCAAGUUGUUAUUAGUGCUCAUUUAAGAAACCUGCAUCUCUGAUGGUUUGGGGCUGCAUGAGUGUGUGAGGCAUGGGCAGCUUACACAUCUGGAAAGGCACCAUCAAUGCUGAAAGGUUUAUCCAAGUUGUAGAGCAACAUAUGCUCCCAUUCAGACGUCGUCUCUUUAGGGAAAACAUUGCAUUUUCCAACAUGACAAUGCCAGACCACAUACUGCAACUAUUACAACAUCAAGACUGCGUAGAAGAAGGAUCUGAAUACUGAAAUGGCCAGCCUGCAGUCCAGAUCUUUCACCCACAGAAAACAUUUGGCGCAUCAUAAAAAGGCGCAUCAUAAAGAGGAAGAUGCGACAAAGAAGAUCUCAGACAGUUCAGCAACUAGAAGCCUAUUUUAGACAAGAAUGGGACAACAUUUCUAUUCCUAAACAUUGGUCCUCCUCCAGCUGUUCCUUAUAUGUACAUUUAACUUUCCGGCCUCUUAUUGCUACCUGUCCCAACUUUUUUUGGAAUGUGUAUCUCUCAUGAAAUCCAAAAUGAGACAAUAUUUGGCAUGACAUUUCAAAAUGUCUCACUUUCAACAUUUUAUAUGUUAUCUUUAUUCUAUUGUGAAUAAAAUAUAAGUUUAUGAGAUUUGUAAAUUAUUCCAUUCCUUUUUUACUCCCAAUUUCUACAGUAUCCCAACUUUUUCUGAUUUAGGGUUGUACAACAACGCCCUCACUUGUAUGAUGUCACCGCAGUAGGCAGCGCAAAUAUAACGACAUGCCUAUAAUCCCUCCCACUCAGAAGUAAUACUAACUCGAUGGAAAAGCUAACCAAGCCGAAGUGAAGUGACCUGACCCGACCUGACUCGAAAAUCAGUGCGGCUCUGAAGGCCUGGUAGAGUAAUAAUUUGAAUGAAAAAUCAUUUGUUUUGUGUACAGUCGUGGCUUGACAGUCGAGGCGAGCUUGCUCAGGAAUGGCAGCAGGCAGGUGUGAGCGCAUCUGCACGCACAGUGAGGCAAAGACUUUUGGAAGAUGGCCUGGUGUCAAGAAGGGCAGCAAAGAAGCCACUUCUCUCCAAAAAAAAAACAUCAGGGACAGCUUAAUCAUCUGCAGAAAGUAUAGUGAAUAGACUGCUGAGGACUGGGGCAAAGUCAUAUUCUCUGAUGAAGCCCCCUUCCGUUUGUUUGGGGCAUCUGGAAGGUGAGCACUACCAUCAGUCCUGUGUCAUGCCAACAGUAAAGCAUCCUGAGACUAUUCAUGUGUGGGGUUGCUUCUCAUCCAAGGGAGUAGGCUCACUCACAAUUCUGCCCAAAAACACAGCCAUGAAUAAAGAAUGGUACCAAAACACCCUCCAACAGCAACUUCUUCCAACAAUCCAACAACCGUUUGGUGAAGAACAAUGCAUUUUCCAGCACUAUGGAGCACCGUGCCAUAAGGCAAAAGUGAUAACCAAGUGGCUCUGGGACCAGAACGUUGAAAUUUGGGUCCAUGGUCUGGAAACUCCCCAGAUCUUAGGGUGUUUUCACAUAUACACUGCAUCGUUUAUCUCCACAUCUUGAUAGCUGCGCUCUCCCUGUCAGGCUGGUUGUCGUGGAAACGACCAAUGACAGCGCUGACCGUUGUCACAUGGUGUACGGUGCGGCAUUUCGAGUAAAGUAAAAAAUAUAUAUAUGUGAACACGUACUGCACUAACUGAAAAAUGAUACAAUGUAUUUUGGUGCGCUCCGAGGCAAGGUUAUUAUAGUUUUGCAUUUUUCAUUAGUUUUUAUUUUUAUUUCGUUUUGACUUUUUGUUUUCAAAUUCAGUUUAGUUUUAAUUAGUUUUUGAAGUGGGUUUGCUAGUUUAGUUUAGUUUUUAUUUUUUGAAAAUGCUUAGUUUUAGUUUAGUUUUUAUUAGUUUUAGUGUUAGUUUUAGUCUUUUUCAUAAUUUGGGUUAUUUGUCAGGGGCAAGAUUCAAAAAGGUCAGAAAAAGAAUUGUGUAAUAAUAACUCAACAAAAACAUCAUAUUAAUUAAACAUCAAUUUUAGAAAAUAUUAAUUCAAAAAUAAAACCAGUACAUAAAAUGUACAUAUGGGCACAAAUAUGUAAACAGUCUCAAGUUCAACAUUCCACAGUAAGUGCAAAAUGUGAUGUGUGCCAGUAAAAAACUUAAAGAGCCAACAGACUAAAGAAGACAUACAUGAACCGCAUGUAUUCAACCCAUUUUUGAGCCACAACAAGACAUUUCUGUCAGAUUGUCAGAGAGCUCAGUCUGAGACAAUACCAUGACAAAUAACCACAGGUGAAAAGAAGUAAUCUAAAGAAAUAAAUACUCAAGUAGUGAGUUAGUAGUUACUCUUGAGAAAAAAAUACACACAUACAUGCACACACAGUAUACAGUGCACACCAUAAGUAUCAGGACAGUAAAGACAAAAGUUUGCUGUGGAGACCAGAAAUUGGUAAGAUGAAUAUCAGUGUGUCAGAAGUACAGAAGUCACAUUUUAUCAACCUUUGAUUAUGUUUCAACACAUACAUGGUUUAACAACAAAGAAAAACAGCCUUUAAUGCUGACUUGUAUGUUGUACCCAAACGCAAAACUCAAAAGAAAUUGAUCAAACUGAUACUACACACGUGUGAACAAUUAAUGCAUUAGGACACAGUUCACUUGACAGUUAAUAGUCUCAACGUGGCCACAUUAGAUAGUAUUAAAAUGCAAACGUGUUGUGUUAUUGAGUUGGAAUAGUGUGCAGGUUAAAACAGGUGACAUUUCUGUACUUUUGUCUGUUUAUCUUUUAAUGUUUAGACAUUUCUUGACUCCACAGCAAACUGAGGAUUUUUGCCUGUAUUGUCUGAAAACUUAAUGUUGAUGUAUACAGCUUAUAGCUGAAAUAUCAGACAAGUAAACCUACAGUGUUUUGCAUUCAGUUAUGCAUAUUAAAGUUAACUCAGAGAAUCUCCUAAGAUGGUCAUCAACAGUUUACACUUACAUGAAAUACAAACUGAUUUUAGAAAAUAACUCAUGUUUUCUUAUGUUGUGAAUCUCAUGUCACGUGUGUGUGUUGUGAGAAGCACUAACAGUACAGUAGACAGCGAAUCAGACGUCAAUCAUCGAUGGACUUUCUUCAUUCAGUCACGUGUUCACAGUGCUUCUGGAGGUUGCGCGCGUUUAAAUGUUUCUGACGACGAACAGGUCGCACGUAUAUAAUGGCGGGUAGCUUUUAGCUUUUAGUUAAAAGAUUAGUAAAUUCAUAUUCACGUAAUACAACACUCUUUAUGUUCUGCGUGUUUCUAGACACAAGCAAAACCGCAUCAGACGAUUCAGUUGUUGCAGCGAUCUAAACAAUUCAUUUAAACUGAUUCGCGAACCAAUUCAAAACGUUUAGCCCGUUUGCUCAACUUAAACGAGUCAUUAAUUCGCGAAUGUGUGUGUGUGACGCGUGAGUGAGAAAGGAAUUUGAAUGGAAAGGAAUUUGAAGCUGAACGUGUAAUUUGCUCUAUAAAAGACAAAGACGAAAACUAAGGACAUUUAAUCUAUAUUUUUAUUUUAGUUAGUUUUGCCAGACACACAUUACAGUUUUUUUGUAAUGCCUCGUUUUUAUUUUUAUUUCAGUUAACGACAAUGUUUUUUCCCACCUUCGUUCGUUUUCGUUAACGAUUAUGACCUUGCUCCGAGGCCGCACCACGGUGCGCACCAACAUAUGUGAAAACACCCUUAAUCCCAUUGAGAACUUGUGGUCAAUCCUCAAGAGGCGGGUGGACAAACAAAAACCCACUAAUUCUGACAAACUCCAAGAAGUGAUUAUGAAAGAAUGGGUUGCUAUCUGUCAGGAUUUGGCCCAGAAGUUGAUUGAGAGCAUGCCCAGUCGAAUUGCAGAGGUCCUGAAAAAGAACGGCCAACACUGCAAAUACUAGCUCUUUGCAUAAUGUCAUGUAAUUGUCCAUAAAAGCCUUGAAACAAAGACAUAAAAGCAGUUUAGCAGCAAACUUUGUGAAAACUAAUAUUAAUGUAGAUCUCAAAACUUUUGGCCACAACACUACAUUUCCAACACGGCUAGCUGAGUAUGCUUUGAAAGCUGUCCAUGAGCCGGACACGGAAAAAAGUAUACCCGGCCCUUAAGUCUGCUCUCCCUGUGGAGUAAGCUUCUCUAAUCCAUUUCAAUUCAGAGAUCAUCAGAGAGUUCAUACUGGAGAGAAACCAUAACACAGUAGUGUCUGUGGGAAGAGUUAAUCAACAGUCAAACUUUGUAUACCACCAGUGACCUUAAUAAGGUUAUGACACAAAAAAUAGCUUUAAAUAUAGCUGCAAGCAGCGAUUACUGGGGUUCAAGCCAUUUAGAUCACAAGACGUUUAAGGACAUAUAGAUAUUCUGCAUGGUAUAUUGUACACACACGUUUACCUGAGAAAGGAGAAACAAGACUGUUAAAGAACAAGACUUAAUUUUGACAUAACAUUACAAUUUCAUUGCAAUAAUUCUAUAAACAAUUAUUAAAAACUUUAUAAGACACAUGACAUGUUUAUGUCAUGGAAAAUAGAUUAGAAUACUAAAACUACGAUAACCAAAUACAUAUUCUCUUUAUGUAUGAUUAUUAGUUAUUAUUUCUAAUGUUGGCCUGUUCUUUAAGGAUCCACAUAUUUACAGCAUCUUUACAUCUUUUUCAUAUUUUUUCGCAUGAUACUUA